Triticum turgidum subsp. durum (durum wheat) is the source of this 3408-nucleotide messenger RNA. Lineage: Eukaryota; Viridiplantae; Streptophyta; Magnoliopsida; Poales; Poaceae. The record is from the annotation of a GenBank genome assembly.
AUGGCUCCACCGUCCGCGGCCGGCGCGGCCGGCGCGGCGGCGAGAUGGCUGGUGUCGCCGCUGCUGCAGUGCCUGGGCGAUCGGGCCAGGUCCUUCGCCGACGACCUCGCGCGGUACCUCCCGGGAGGAUCCGGGGACGCGCCGGCCGACCUCGCGCGCCUCUCCGGCGAGCUCCUCCGCCUCCAGGUGAACGCCGCCGACGUCGAGCGCGCCCGGCGCCGCCCCUCCGACCCCGCCCUCGUCGCCUGGCUCCACCGCCUCAGGGACGCGGCCCACGACGCCGACGACCUCCUCGACGACAUCCACUACGGCCGCCUCGCCGACUCCCUCGCCGCCCCACGCCAUAAGCUCCGCCGCAUCCUCGACUUCUCCCUCUCCAUCUGCCGCCGCCUGUUCCGCUCCGACGAGCCCCUCAAUCGGCUCCCCUCCGUCCUCGAGAAUCUCACCGACGCCUCCGCGGCCUACACAGAGAUGGCCCACCGCGGCCUGAAGCUGGACGCGCCCGCCUCUUCGUGGCUUGGCAACGAAUCGGCUACCUCUCCGCGGCUUGGUAACUUUAGCUCCGCCCUCCCAGUCGACAGCACCUUCUUUGGCCGCGGCCGCGAGCUCGCUGAUCUGCUGGAAAGGUUAGUCGGAUGCAAUGGCCCUGCUCAACUCGGGAACCAGGGUGUCCCGGUUGUUGCCAUUGUUGGCGAUGGCGGCAUCGGCAAGACGACGCUGGCGCAGAUGGCCUUCAAUGAUGUGAGCAUCCAGGCUCACUUCGAUCUCCGGAUGUGGGUGUGCGUCUCAAGCUGUAUGCAUGUGAUGGAGCUUACUAGGGAGAUAUUGCAGCUGGCCAAAGAGGGGAAGGACUAUCGUGGUGUACUCAAUUUUAAUUAUCUGCAGGAGUCGCUGGUUUCUGCCGUUGCAGGGAAGAGGUUCUUGCUCAUCCUUGAUGAUGUUUGGAAUGACAACGGGAGUGAGCUUUGGCAGAACGUAGACCAGGGGAAAGCUUUACUAUCACCUCUGCAGAAUGGUCAGCAAGGUAGCAGAAUAGUCGUGACUACACGCACGAAGAUGGUGGCUGACAUGCUAGGUGUAAGGAUCCCAAUGAUGUUGGUUGGAUUGGGUGCCGAAGAGCAUUGGUUGUUGCUCAAGAAGCACGCGUUGGUUUGUGAGGAGAGUUCUGGAUAUUCUCAGUUGAAGGAGAUUGGGAGAAAGAUUGCUUUGAAGCUAAGAGGAUCUCCUCUCGCAGCUAAAGUUAUUGGCGGGACGCUUAGUGGUACUCGAAGGGCAAGGGAUUGGAACAGUAUCUUGGAGACAGAUAUUCAUGGUGACAUUGUCGCCACACUUUUGUCAAGCUAUUACCAUCUGCCACCACACUUGCAGUGUUGCUUUGCAUAUUGCAGUAUAUUUCCGAAGAACUGGAAGUUUGAGCCAAAGAAACUUGUUAGGAUGUGGAUAUCACAGGGUUUCAUUCAGAUGGAAAAUGGCAGAAGCAUGGAGGAUUGUGGUAAAGAGUAUUUCAAACAACUUUUGUUGAGGUCAUUCUUUCAGACUGUCAAGCAAGGAAACAAAAGGCUCUAUCUCAUGCAUGACUUGAUUCAUGACUUGGCACAAAUGGUUUCUGAUGGUGAUUGUGGGAGGGUCGAAGGUGACAUGUCCAAAAACAUACUGCCAACCAUCAGACACUUGUCAGUUUCAAGUAACUGUUUAGGAAAGAUAAAAAAUCAAAACUAUCUGAAGAGAUUAAGGACACUGAUUGUGUUUAGAGAUCCUUUGAUGCCCCCGAGUCCUAUCCCAGAUGGUUUUCUCGCUGAGAUAAAGAAUGUGCGCACGUUAGAUUUUACCGGAUGUGAUAUAUCCAAGUUACCCGAAGCAAUUGACGUACUAACUCAUCUACGCUACAUAGCACUUCCUGAUACUAUCAAGACCAUACCUGAAUCUGUGAGCAGAUUACUGCAUCUUCAGACUUUUGAUAUUCCAAAGAAGUGCCAGCUUGAUGGAUUUCCUGAGGGUAUGCACCAGUUGACCAGCUUGCGACAUCUUGGCAUCGAGUCAAAAUACAUCUCAACAAUAAGAGGUAUUGGUAGUCUGGUUAACCUUCAAGGUUCUGUUGAGUUCCAUGUUAAAAAGGAAAAGGGGCGAACCUUAGAAGAAUUGAAGGAUAUGAGGGAUCUUCAUGGGCUUCUUAGCAUCAAGAAUCUGGAAAAUGUUCAAUGCAAAGAGGAAGCUUGCGAAGCUCAAUUGGCAAAUAAGCAACAUGUGAACAUUUUAAAAUUUGAAUGGAGUGUUGCCAAUUUAGAUUUUGGUCCCAACAUAGAUGCUGAAGUAUUGAACUGCUUACAACCUCAUCCCAAUCUGGAAGAACUUCACAUUGCAAGGUACAAAGGGGCAUCAUCGCCGAGGUGGUUGCAGCUGAAAACGUUGUCCCACCUGAAAUGCCUGUAUCUAGCUAAUUGCAGAAGGUGGGAGUGGCUUCCUCCUCUGGGGCAGCUUCCAUCUCUGAGGGUGUUGCACCUGAAGGAAAUGAAUUCUGUUGCUGAAAUUGGCCCUUCGUUCUAUGGUGGCUUGAUGGCAUUUCAAUCUCUAAAGGAUCUUGAAUUUGAUGACAUGCCGAAUUUAGUUCGCUGGACAGGAGAAACUGGUAACUCAUUUCUCCCUUCCCUGCAAAAGUUGAAGAUUUCAAACUGUCCAAAGUUGGAUGAAGUGCCCUUGCUUCCUUAUACAAUAAAAAGAGUGACGGUAGAACGAAGUAAAGUUUCACAUCUCAAGUUGUCCCCUCAUUGUUCAUCUAGAUCAAGCAAAUUCAUGUUGGAAAUUUCUUCCACGAGUAUUCUGAGUGAAGGGUUCUUAUUACAUCAGCAACACCUUGAAGCUACCGAGGUUCUAAACAUUAGGGGUUGUUGGGGAUCAGUGGCUGCCGAAAAAUUUAAGUUACUAACAUCACUAAGAAAACUACGGUUAUGGCAGUGCGACAUGGAUGAUGCAAGGCUUAAUUUGUGUUUGCAACACUUAACUGUUCUCGCUUCCUUAGAGAUAAUUGACUGCAAGAAUAUCAAAUCAUUUGUCUUGCCAGUUGGUUCAAGGUAUUUUACAACACUUCAACACUUGUGCUUUGAGAAUUGCCUGAACCUUUCCUCCUUGGCUACCUUGGAAAGCUCCAUUUUCCUGAAAAGUUUGAUCAUUGAGAGGUGUCCAAUGGUCACAGCAGUGUCCCUACCUUCUGAGAUGAAGAGAAUGACAUCUCUUAAUAAACUGAGUAUAUCACACUGCCAAGGGUUUCAGUCAUUGCCGAGCAGUAUCCCGCCAUCCCUGGAAUUUCUUCAUUUGGUUGGGUGUGACUCGAGGUUGACUGAAGGGUUACUUGAGAGGCAAGGUCCAGAGUGGGAGAAGAUUGCCUUUAUCUCCCAAAUCACAGUAUACUAA